Messenger RNA from Cricetulus griseus (Chinese hamster), 1531 nucleotides. NCBI's taxonomy places the organism in Eukaryota, Metazoa, Chordata, Mammalia, Rodentia, Cricetidae. The record is from RefSeq and is a predicted model, not a curated record.
UGCUCCCCGGGGAGAAGAGGCGAACCCUGAGUUCCGGGGAGGUCCCCACAACUCACCCAGGCCGAGACUGGGUGGUGUCAGCCACCAAAUAGCAUGUCUGACGAGACCCGGCUUGCGCAGGGUGUGUGUGUGGCGGGGGGGGUCCUAGGCCCCCAGACACUGCCCGGCUCUAAAAUUCCUCCCUGCACGCUUGUUCAGCGUCACCACCCACACUGGACUAGGAUGUGGAGGCCUUCCGACCUUCCACUCUGCCAGACAUGUCUGUCCUUAGAAAAACCUAAGUGGGAAAAGCAACUGGAGACUUCUCCAUUAUAAAGCCUCCUGGUGGAACAUCUGUUUGACCAGUUCAGCGGUAGGAUGAACUUGACACGUAGAGACUCGAUAUGAAUGGAAACGGCCCAUCAACAUGCAGGUUCUCCAUCGCUCUGAACACACCCUAAAGAAAGCUCUCAUCUCUAAGAACCCAGUGCUUGUAUCACAGUAUGACAAGUUAGAUGCUGGGGAGCGACGUUUAAUGAGUGAAGCCUUUCAGCCAUCCAGUAAUCUCUUUGGACCUAUUAUUGUGCAUUCACAGUCAGAUUGGAUCAACUCCCACCCCGAAGUUCCCCAAGAUUUUGAGCAGUUUUUCACUGAUAGCCACAGAAAAGCACCUGGUCCAGAAAAACACAUUAUCUAUAUACAAUCCAUUGGCUCUCUAGGCAACAACAAAGUUAUCAGUGAAGAAUAUAUUAAAUGGCUCAAGGGCUACUGUGAAGCAUUUUUCUAUGGUUUGACCGUAAAAUUCUUAGAACCAGUUUCAAUCUCUGAAACGAAGUGUUCCUUUAGAGUGAACGAGCACACACAAAACCUACAAAUCCAUGCAGGGCAUAUCCUGGCAUUCUUGAAAAAGAAGAAACCCGAAGAUGCUUUCUGCAUCGUGGGGAUAACAAUGAUUGAUCUUUACCCACGGGACUCCUGGAAUUUUGUCUUUGGACAGGCCUCUUUGACAGAUGGUGUGGGGAUAUUCAGCUUUGCCAGGUACGGCAAGGAUUUCUACAGCUCACGGUAUGAAGGCAAAGUGAAGAAGCACCAACAAACAUCUUCCAGUGACUAUUCCAUUUUUGAUAACUAUUACAGUCCUGAGAUCACUAGUAUAUUGCUGUGGCGAUCCUGUAAGACUCUAAGCCAUGAGAUUGGACACAUAUUUGGACUUCGACACUGCCAGUGGCUUGCGUGUUUAAUGCAAGGCUCCAAUCACUUGGAAGAAUCUGACCGGCGUCCUCUAAACCUUUGCCCUAUCUGCUUACGCAAGCUGCAAUGUGCUAUUGGCUUCAACAUUAUAGACAGAUACAAAGCACUGCUGAGGUGGAUCGAUGAUGAAUCUAACGGCUCAUCAGGAGCAGCGCCGGUAAAUAGCUCUGACCCUGCGAAUUUGAAGAAACCUGUGGAAGCUUUUAAGGAUUGGAGAGAAUGGUUAAUAAAAUGCAUUGCUAUUCUGGAAAAAUAAGGACUUUCAGAUAGGAGUAACCUUAAUAAAUAUUGGCACACUGGG